AUGCUCAGAAUAUCUCACGCUAAAUAUGUCAUAUCAAUAAUACUUUUAUCUAUAAUUUUGUUGGAAUUCAUCGUUAAAUCUUUUGCGGCAGAUCAUGAUGGUGGGACCAAAACCGGACAUUCUAAACCUAAAAUACUCAGGUAUCAAAUAGCUGCAGUUAAUUUUAAACACGUAGAAAAUGCAUUUAUGAUAUCUAUUUGGAUGCUUCUAGCCAGUUUAGCCAAAUUAGGUUUCUAUUUAUCACCAAAGCCGUCUUCUUACGUUCCGGAGUCUUGUAUGCUUCUACUAUUAGGCGUUGUAACGGGUUUAGUUUUAUUUUAUUCCAAAAUCCAAGGUAUCAAUUACACAAUUUCGACCUCUCUCUUUUUUCUUUUUUUGCUUCCGCCUAUUGUGUUAGAUGCAGGAUACUUCAUGCCACUCCGGCCUUUUUUUGAAAAUAUAGGCACGAUAUUACUCCUUGCAGUGGUAGGAACCCUGUGGAAUACAUUGGCUAUGGGUUUUUCAUUGUGGGGUAUCAUUAGAACAGGUAUAAUUGGAGUCGAUGUACCACUCAUGCACUGUCUUCUCUUUAGCAGUUUAAUAUCAGCCGUUGAUCCAGUAGCCAUUUUAUCUGUUUUUGAGGAGGCAAACGUUAAUGAGGUUCUUCAUAUUAUCGUUUUUGGGGAAUCAUUGUUGAACGAUGGUGUGGCCAUAGUGUUAUACAAUAUGUUUGGGUCUUUUAGUGAAAUUGGCUUGGAAAACAUAAUCACGAGGGACAUCGUAUUUGGCGUAAUAUCUUUUGGAGUAGUGGCCUUUGGCGGAACAUUGAUCGGCAUUUUGUUCGGAUUAUUCACAGGUUGGCUUACUAAGUACACCGACAAAAUUCGUAUUAUAGAGCCUCUUUUCGUUUUCUUGUUAGCAUAUUUAUCGUAUAUCGUAGCCGAUAUGUUCACGCUUUCAGGAAUUUUAGCAAUCGUAUUUUGUGGCUUAAUAAUGCGACAGUUUGUGGAAGCUAACAUAGCCUUAAAAUCAAAUAUAACAGUCAAAUACACCAUGAAGACUUUGAGUAGCAUUUGCGAAAGCAUAAUUUUCUUGUUUUUAGGACUAUCAACUGUGGUCGAUAUCCACAUAUGGAACACCGCUUUUACCCUUUUUACACUAUUCUUUUGUUUGUUCUAUCGGGCUAUAGGUAUCUUGGUUCUCAUUCCUUUCAUUAAUAGAUAUAGAUUAGCUAAAUUGAGCAAAGUUGAUAUCUUUAUUAUGAUCUAUGGAGGAUUAAGAGGUGCUAUUUCAUUUUCUUUAGCCCUUCUCUUAAAUGAAGAUGUGUUAGGGCAACAGAACAAAAGAAUGUUUGUAACAACAACCAUGACCGUAGUCAUUUUCACUUCGUUCUUUCAGGGGUUAACAAUAAGACCAUUGGUAGAAUUUUUGAGAGUAAAAAAAGCUCAAGAAAAAGACAGAAACAUGGCCACGAUACUGUUCGACAGAUGCAUGGAUCACCUAUUGGCCGGCGCUGAAGAUAUUAUAGGUGGGCAAGGCAAGAAUCGCUUAAGAGAAAAAUUAGAAUUUCUCCAAUACAAAUACCUGCAACCUUACUUAGUAAAAAAAUUGUCAUCCAGAGACGAUAAUCUUGUGGAUAUUUGCAAAAAAUUGAACGUGUACGAAGCUAAAAAUUUAUUAAACCAAUAUCAUGGUGAUAUUAUUAUGCUCAAGGAAGAAAUCACAGGUAUCAGAAAAGAUCAAAGAAAAUCAAUCGAUCUCCCUGUUUUGGAUACAAGUCAUAUGGAUGAAGCUUACGCCAAUCGGAUAGCUUCUAAAUGGCAUGACGCCGUUGAUAAUUUGAUGCCUAAAAGGAGAACCGCUAAUCUGAAAAGAUUCAGUCGUCAAGAUAUAUAUGAUGACCCUGUAAACUUGCCGUCUUUAGUCAACAGAUAUUCUAAUACCAAUUACAAACAACAUCACCCUAUCAUAGAAAAACAAUAUAAGGACUCUAACAAGCUGGUACGGUUAGGCUCCGGUAUAACAAAUACAUUACGACGUUAUUCAAACAAGAUCACAAAUGCCUUUUUACCAAAAUUUAGAAGUGAUUCGUUAAAGAAUUCCCCCAAAAUUAUAGAAGGUAUACCCAACCCAAGUAACAGUAUGCCAGAUUUAUCAGAUCUUAAGAGCCAAACUGUAACAACCUAGUAAUAUACCGUCAAUUCAAAUUGAACCAGCGAUAGAUCCCUUAGUCCAUCCGAGAGCUUAUUCCUUGACCGUGGCUGAAAAAAAUUUGCCUUGGAAAAAGAAUAAUAUAGAACCAGACGUGAUGCAAGAACCCCCAAGAAAACCUAGUAGUAUAUAUCUAGAACGAACUGAUAACUUUGAAAGUAAAAUUUUCUUUCACUUCCAUCCUAUAUAUAUUUUUUUCUUUUCUGAAUAUUAUUUUAGAAUCAACAAGUCAAACA
Molecule: messenger RNA, 2426 nt
Organism: Gordionus sp. m RMFG-2023
Lineage: Eukaryota; Metazoa; Nematomorpha; Gordioida; Chordodea; Parachordodidae
Product: Na(+)/H(+) exchanger protein 2-like
Exons: 15
Coding region: 1-2166 (721 amino acids)
Biological process (GO): sodium ion import across plasma membrane; regulation of intracellular pH; proton transmembrane transport
Cellular component (GO): plasma membrane
Molecular function (GO): potassium:proton antiporter activity; sodium:proton antiporter activity
Source: RefSeq, a predicted model, not a curated record